AUGGCCUCGUCCGAGAGCAAGAGCUUCUGCGAGUUCGGCUACAUCAUGGCCGCGCCGGGCGGGCCGUGCAACGCGACGUAUGCGUCCUUGAGCCAAGACAACUACGAUCUCUUCCGCAUCGCGUGCCUGGUCUAUGGCGUCAUCAUGCUCGCCUUCUGCCUCGCAAAGCUCCGCGCGAUCAGCCGCGUCGGCGGCAAGUACCAGGUGCUGCAGCGGCCCCGCGGCGCCAUGGCCUCAUCUUCGUCGUCGUCAUCCACGUCUGCGACCAACCAGCGCACCGCGGGCUCGGGGAUCCAAAGGGUCACGUACUGGCUGCUCGUGCUGGCGUCGGUCACGUUCGUCGCGCGCGCGAUCGACCCAUGGGGCUACAUGGGCAUCCUCUCGUACGUGGCCGUGACCAUGAUCUCGGACACAUGCACUGCAUGCAUCUACAGCGUAUUGAUCCUCGCCGUGUCGCUCUGGGCCCGCGUCGUUGUCACGCCCAAGAACCUCGCCCACUUCGAGUACCCGAUCCAGGCAUUCCGAAUCCUUGGCUUCAUGUUCACGUGGGUCAUCUUUGUUGGCAUCGUACCCGUCUCCGUCUAUUGCAUCAGCAACGACGUCUACCACUCGGUGCACACGCUCAUUCAGUUCUCGAUGGCCCCGUUUCUGCUCUGGAUCAUUGCGUCCAUGGGGCUUGUCUUUGGCAUUCAGAUCCAUCGGCGUCUCAAGGAGAUUCGAAGAGCCCAGGAGGCCACGCUCGAAGUCGCUCGGCGCCGCGUCGCCGCCCGCCAAGCGCUUCACGACCUCACCAAGCCGCCCGUCGUCAAGAGCGAGAGCCACGACGACACGGCGAGUACGCUGCCGAUGGACUUGGACACGAAGGAAGGCAUUGACGCCGCGUCCAAGCUCCCGGGCAAGUCGUCGCGCAUCUUGAAGAUGCUCUGCUUCCUCCAAGCCGUUUCGAUCGUCGUGAUUGGGCUCCAGAUCUAUCAGCUCGUGCUUUUUGUCCAAGACCAUUGCGUCAUGCAAAAGGAAUGGGACUGCGCAACCGGCAACGAAUGCAAGAUGCAGCUGCAGUUCCCGUACUUUCACGCAGCGCAGAUGGCUGGCAUCAUCGUCAUUUUCUGGGCGUUUCGCAAGACGCGCCAGGAGACGCCGCCCCAACCGAUGCUGUCGCCCGACUCGGUGCUCUUGGAUAUUGAGAACGGCGACCUCCAAACCCGCCACGUCCGGCACAUGACCAUCUAGCAGCUACACGUUAUUUAAACCAUCGAUCGACUAAGUGUUAUGAG
Molecule: messenger RNA, 1274 nt
Organism: Saprolegnia diclina VS20
Lineage: Eukaryota; Oomycota; Saprolegniomycetes; Saprolegniales; Saprolegniaceae
Exons: 4
Coding region: 1-1230 (409 amino acids)
Source: RefSeq, a predicted model, not a curated record